ACUUACCAACAAAUUUGAUAUAAACGCAAAAUUUCGCUUAAUAAAGCUACAUAUUGAUAUUAUCUGGUAAUACCAAAUGUGAAGUCUAAUUUUGGAUAACAACACAACAAAUCGCAGCUACGGACAUUCCAAUACAUUGAAGGAAUUAACGCGGAAACUAACACAUACACACCGUACAACUCAUAAGCCCAAUGCGUAAGAAAGGGAUUACACGUAUAAAAGAGUUUCGGUUAGAAAUGUCAAAUGUGCCUUAAGAAACUCAUAGAAACCUUAAGAGAAAUCUGUGAUAGCACUGUAGGGUAAUUAACCUAUUAUUUAACAUAUAGGUGGCUUAAAUGGAUGGUAGCCUUAAAAUCAUAUUUUCAUUCUUGGCUUGUUUGCGCACAUGUGGUUUCAAACUCGUGUUGAAUGCGGUAGAAGGAAUCUUGCGAAAAUAUUUACAAUUAGCCGACUUCGAACAAGCGAUGAAUUUAACAGGUUUUGGGAUAUUCAACUUAGUCUUGCUUAUAGUUGGUAUAUUUGCGGCCUGCGCCUCCACCUUUGAAACCACCACAAUGUCGUAUAUACUUCCAAUUGCUGAAUGUGAUCUUAAAAUGACACUUUUCGAUAAAGGAAUUUUAAAUGGAGCUACAUAUGCUGGUAUGAUAUCGUCGGCUGUUAUUUGGGGCUAUCUCGCAGACACAAUUGGGAGGAGAAAGGUUCUGAUUUACGGUUAUUUAAUAGACGCCGUUUGCGUACUUUGCAGCUCUUUGACGCAGAAUUUUGAAAUGCUAGUAGCAUUCAAAUUUUUGGGCGGCUUCAUCGUGAAUGGUCCUGGUGCGGUACUGUUAACAUAUUUAACUGAGAUGCACGGCUCCGCGCAUCGACCACGAGUUCUUAUGGUUUACGGAAUGGUUAUGUCUUUGGCAACACUUAUAAUGCCUCUAUUGGCGUGGGCAAUAUUUCCACGAGAUUGGGAAUUCGUAUUGUUUGAAACUUUACUAAUACAUCCUUGGCAAAUAUUUUUGGCAGUAUCCAGUUUACCAAGUCUAAUCGGUGGAUUAGGACUUAUUGCUUUGCCUGAAAGUCCUAAAUUUUUAAUGUCUCAAGGAAGAAAUGCUGAGGCCCUCCUCGCAUUUCAAAAGAUUUAUUCUGUUAAUAAAAGAGCAAGCAUGAAUGCUUAUCCAAUCAAAGAGCUGGUUGAGGAAGUUCCAAAUCGUAUCUCGAAUGUUGAUGAGCAUAUAUUUACUGUAGAAAACAAGUCAGUUAAGCCGAAAUACAAACGUGAGCCCAGAACAUUCUCACAAGCUUUCAAGGAAGGAAUAAAGCAGAUCAAGCCCAUGUUCACAAAGCCUUUAUUGGGUCACUCCCUUCACGCGUAUGCUAUGCAAUUCUGUAUUUUACUUGGUUUAAAUACUAUUCGACUGUGGUUGCCUCAACUUUUCGCAUCUAUCGCUGAAUACGAAGCUCUAUAUAACGGUGAAUCAGGUUCAGCGAAUCUAUGUGCAAUUCUAGAGUACAGUGUUAAUAGAACAUCAGUGAUUACAGAUUUUCAGGACUCCUGUAGUAACCUACCAAAAGUGUCAAUAGAUCUAUACACUAAUAAUAUUAUCGUCUCCGCGGCUGGUUUAGUGGCAUACUGUUUUGCUGGUAUAACUGUACGAGCUGUAGGAGCUAAGAAUUUACUAAUUUAUGGACUCUUAAUAUCUGGCUGUCUCGGCAUAUCACUCUACUGGUCAGUGAAUGGGCUUUCCACUCUUAUUAUAUCAUCUGUGUUUUUAUCAGUGGCGGCCGUAUCAACAUCAUCUCUAUUAGGAGUGGUACUUGCUCUUUUUCCAACUUCUUUGCGAUCACUGGUGGUUGCAAUAGCAAUGAUGUUUGGUCGACUGGGCGCUUUGUCUGGAAAUAUGUUAUUUCCUGUUUUUAUGGAAAUGGGUUGUAUACAACCUUUUCUAAUGGUCGGCGGUGUAUUGCUUGUUGCUGGUGCUUUAUCUUUCAUUUUGCCUGACGCGGAGGAAAUUACCUUCAAGUGAAAUGGAAACAAUAUACUGAAAUCGGGGUUUCUUGUACUACUAUAGACACAUAGAUAUACGUAUUACUUAGAAUAUUAAUUAUACAUAAGGUUAUGAGUAAAACGAUAAUGGAAAACAGUAGUUGAAUUUAAUGGGACUUCCAAUUAACUCUAUUGUCAACUACUUUUAUUUACUUGAUAUGUAAAUAUGUAAAUCCGUAUUGAUAUAUACAUAUGUACAUAUAUAUAAUUGUGUAUUUGACUUUACUUUGUAAAAUAUUGUUUUCAUUUUAAGCAUAUAGAUUAGGCUUUGUUAUAUAAAUUGUAAUGUACACACUGGCGGCUCGGUUUAUUUUUAAAGAAAAUAUGUUUUCAAAUGUGUAAAUAUAGGCAAUUAUUUUGAUAUAUCUUGCGUUCUUUGCUGCAAUUGCGUCGGUUUGGUUUGUACAGAGAAAAUGCCUCAUGUAAUUCAUACAAUGAAUUAUCGGAUACUUACAGUGUUAUCAGGGGCCGCGCUACAUCAUUCUCGUCUCCGAUAAUUAAAACUAUUCACCAGCUUCAUCGUUCUAGAUAACUUGAACACAACUUACCGCGAUUUAUAACUGCUUUGGAAAGAUUAUACAAUGUUAGUUAUUCCUAACCGGAAGUUGUUCGAUAUGAGUGGAUGAAUAUUGUCUCUUGAUCAACUCUGAGGGUAAGCAUGUUAAAUAUGGAAACACUUCCUUCAGUAUGUAACGCAACACCCGUUAAUCCAACUGAAUCAUUGCAUGUCUUCGGAUGAAUUUACCGGACAAUAGAAUCGCUAAUCUAAAUUUUGACAGCGCUCGCAGUCAAAGUCUUAAUUGCAAAUUGUUUGAUUUCUUGGCUUCGUUCAUUUUUCACUUUCCAUGUUAUAAGCCAUGUUUAUGUAUUUGAAUCAAGCCAAUGUUUGGAAAGUAGCAUAUUCCCAAAUCUGUUCACUCUGCAACAGCAUGUACAAAUAUAAGGGUAUAGUCCCUUUAGGAAAUGAUUCAUAUGCAGAGUAGAUUACUUCUAUUUACUGUCUUCUUAGCAACACUUUUUGUUUCUUACUUGUAUAUGAACGCUUUGAUAAUAAAGAGUGACCAGUCUUACACUAGUGGCGGCCUUAUCAACAUCAUCUCUAUUAGGAGUGGUACUUGCUCUGUUUCCAACUUCUUUGCGGCAAGUAUCAUAACUUUUGUGUACAUGUACUUGUAUAUAUUUACACCGUAACCAGGAUAUAUUAAAUUUGCCACGAAGUUUGUCAAACCCAGAAGCAAACGUUGGAGACCCAAUAAAAUAUAUGCAUAUGUAUGUAAAUGAUCAUCAUAACGAGCUGAGUCUAUUUAGCCACGUCCGUCUGUCUGCAUAUACACGAACUAGUCUCUCAGUUUUUGAGACUUCAAUUUAAAAUUUUACACACGUCCUUUUCUCCCCAAGAAGCUGCUCCUUCGAAAUCGCCGAUAUGGGACCACUUUAGCAUAUAGCUGUCAUACAAACUGAACGAUCAGAAUCAAGUGCUGUAUGGAAAGCUUUUCAUUCGACAAGAUAUCUUCAAGAAAUUUGGUAUGGAUUAUUGUCUAAGGCAGUGGUACACACAUCGAAGAAAUGGUUCAGAACGGAUAACUAUAGAAUAUAGCUGCAAUACAAACUGAACGAUCGGUAUCAAGUGAUUGUAUAGAAAACUUUUUCAUUUAACGAGUUGUCUUCACCAAAUUUUGCAUGGUUUAUUGCCCAAGGCAACGGUGCCAUUUUCGAAGAAAUCGGCAUCCAGUCACUAUAGCAUUUAGCUUGCAUACAAACUAAUCGAUCAAAAUUAAGUUCUUGUAGAGAGUAAAGCAAACUGAAUACUUAAUGUUAAACCUAGAUGGGAAACUUUCAUGAACGCCAAAAAUUGAAAGAGUGAAGAAAACGUCGUUUUUGAUUUUUAAUUGCGUUUUAUUUUAAAAAUUGUUCAAAUUUACAGUUAUCUAAAUUUAGUUGUUCAAAACAAAAUAAAGUUUUUUUCAACAUUUAA
Messenger RNA from Bactrocera oleae (olive fruit fly), 4007 nucleotides. The record is from RefSeq and is a predicted model, not a curated record. NCBI's taxonomy places the organism in Eukaryota, Metazoa, Arthropoda, Insecta, Diptera, Tephritidae.